This is a messenger RNA of Lucilia cuprina (Australian sheep blowfly), 2367 nucleotides long. RefSeq lists its product as uncharacterized. Gene Ontology annotation, cellular component: chitin-based extracellular matrix. The coding region runs from base 178 to 1425 and encodes 415 amino acids. The transcript is spliced from 4 exons. The record is from RefSeq and is a predicted model, not a curated record. Lineage: Eukaryota; Metazoa; Arthropoda; Insecta; Diptera; Calliphoridae. Gene Ontology annotation, molecular function: structural constituent of chitin-based larval cuticle.
UAAACCCUAAAACAAAAUUUAGAAAAAACUUUAAUUUAAAUUCAUUUAUUGGUUUACAAAAGGAAGUAAAAAAUCCUUUUAAAAUAAUUUUUUAAAAAAUAUAUAUUCAAUUUGUGUGUAAAAGUGUGUUAAGCAACAAAUUUGGAAAUCUAGUUUUUAUUUUUCCAUAACGACAGCAUGUAUUUCACCUUUAGGAUAUUUUCAGUGUGGGCGUUGGUGUGUCUGGAAAUUUCAAGUGUUUUAGCCAGCGAUCAAUAUCACAUACAAACAGAUGAGGGGCCCGAACGAUAUUUUCGUUUUCAAACUAACAAUGGUCAAUUUCGGAAAGAAAAACGUUUACAGGAUGGCACAGUCAUUGGUACCGAAGCCUGGAUAGAUGCAGCUGGUUAUUUAAGACUUAAGGAUUAUAUAGCAGAUAAGCAGGGUUAUCGAAUUUUAAAAUCAAAAGUAGUUUUUGUAGGUCAAGGCACAGAAAUUGAGGAUGCCAUUAAAUCAACCAAAGCAGUUCCUGCUCAAUCAGGGAUUUUAGUUGAUGGUAAACAUGGUUUACAAAACAGACCAAAUAGUAUCACAAGUCAUAGUUCGAAUAUUUAUGCACAAGUUACGAGUACUUUAGCACCUCCCACUGCCCCACCCGUUACCACUACCACAGAACGUCCCAUUUUGGGUUACUUAUCACCUGCUGAAGCGGCUAAACUAGAACCUACGCCCUAUUUAGGUUUCGAUCACUAUCCAAAUGAAUUGCCAGAGGCUCCCAAACACCGUCGACCAGUAGUUUAUGUACGUCCUGCUAAACAGCAAUACAAUUAUCAAUAUACGACGACAACAGAAAGAACUGAAAUACCACUGCCAUCCAUAGAUAUGGAACCUCCUAGAGAAAGUAUACGUCGUAGAAUAAGACCCAUAGUUGUGGCACCUUUAAAACCAGAACCUAUUGCAGGAGAUGAAUUAAAACAGGGAGUUUACGGCUAUUCAACACCUAAACCAUUUGAAGCUGUUAUAAGAAGUACAGCAACUCCUAAUGCUGGUUACAAUUAUGGACCCAGUGCAUAUGGUCAAUCUUCACAAAACCUGCCACUUGAUGUUAAUGCUUUGGAAGGUGGUCUAUUACCCCCCUUGCCCCCUCUCUACCAAAGGCGUAGAGUGCCGGCCCAAACCAAUAAUGAUUACACCGCCCCAGAUUACAAUGAUGUUACUGUUACGCGCAAUGGCUUCCGCUACAUUUUACCCCAUCAAUAUCACGAAGAAGAACAAAUAACUGAUACUAAAAAGGCUGGUAGUUUCGGUUAUGUAGAUCCCUUUGGUAUAAGACGUGUUGUUUAUUAUAAUGCUUCACCCGAAAAAGGUUUCAUACACAGAAAUCGCAAUCGUUAUGUCGGUCUGGGAGCACAACCCUAUGAUGAACCUCAACCUACGAAUGUGUAGAAUUGGCUUAAGACUCUAACAUCCAAUGUUAAUUAAGGUUCAUUCGCGUGCUUAAACUUCAUCUGAUACUUUGGAAAUCCUGGUAAUGCUGAUUGUCCUAUGUGUUUGUGAUUUAUAGAACACUUGGCUUACCGGGAUUUUUUUAUUUAAUUUAGUUUAUUCCAAUAACAACACUAAUCUCAUACUAAUCUCAGCUUACAAUUAAACAUUAAUAAAGUCUUUGAGCCAACAACUACAAAAACAAACCAGCCAACCUCAACGAAAUGCUUUAAAUAUUUUAUUUUUAUUUCUUUUUAUUAUUUUUUUCUAACCGAAUUUUCUGUGUUAAUUAGUUGUGUUUUUCCCUAAUUAUAUUGUGUAUUAUUUAAAAAAUAUUAUUAUAAUUUUAAUUUGUAGGAAAUAAGUACGAUACAAUUCGAAACAAACUAACUCCGUCCAGUCAGUCUUCAUACAUUUAGUCAUUCGUUCAAAUUCAUUUCACUUAUUUAAUGUUUGUACUAUGUCUGAUUUGGAUGGAUGGUUUAGUUAAAGACGAAAUACAAAAGCACUUCCAUAAUUUUUUUAAUUUUUCCAAAUAGUUUUACAUACCCCACUCCUUCACUUUAUUCCAUUCCACUAUACACUUUGCAAAGGCACAAAAAUCUAGUUAAAAACUUCCUUCCUCAAUUCAAUUGCUUAGUUAAUUUAUUUCUUCUUUUUUAUUAUUAAUAACCUACUAAAAAUUUAGAAGCUAUUUAAAUAACUAAACAAUUUGUGCAAUUUACAAAACAUGAUAACACACUUACAUACAUAUGUAUGUAGUGUGUUUUAACUAUAAACAUAAUUGUAGCGACUGAGCGAUAGCUUUGACGUUUGUUUAAAAAAAUUUCAAAGCUUUUUGUAGAUUGUCUUUUUUAAUAUAAAUGAUCUCUUACUAUAAUUCUCUAUAGUCCAUAGACUAGA